UUUUUUGUCCUUUUUGUUUUCCUUUUUCCUUUGUAUUUCUGUCCUCUUUUUUUUUUUUUUUUUUUCCUUUUCUUUCUUCCCCUACCGUCCUUUCAAUGUAGCAAAGCAUCAGCAAAGCCGGGGCGCUGCAACGCUUUGGGGCCUACCCGCAAUGAUUAAUUGCAACUUCUCCAACUUUCCUCUUCUGGUGUUUGUGCAAGAUCAGAAAAGAUGAGUCCGUGGGCAGAUGGCGGGGGGAACUUGCUCAUUUUUUCCUCUUUUCUUGCGAGGCUCUCCCCUCAGCCUGGGGCGCUUGCCUUGCAGCCGGAGCCCGGGGAGGCUGCUGAGCUCUCUCCUGCUCUCCCAGGGAACGCUCGAGCACGAUGGUAUUGUCUCGCUGUGCUUCUGGAGUCGAGUCUGGUUCUCAGUUGUCACUUUAGGUGGUUGAAUGCCCCUGUUUUUUUCCGUGUAGCGGGAGCAGUACGUUUAAAGAUUCAAUUAGCGUUUCGCAAAUCAAGCGCUGAAGUUAUUUGGUUUAAUUAUGUUGCAUUUAAUUAGCAGAGAAAAAAAAAUCAAUGCUGUUUUGUAUUUUUUUUUUUUUUUUAUUGUAAGGAACAGCUAGACACUUUCCUACUGGGGACCGUGCGGUAGCAGCGUGAGUCAGGAUGUGUGAAGUACAGCAUUCAGGCUUCCCAGGACAGCAGCCGCUGAUUUAGGAAGAUUCCUAUUUCAAAGGAGUAGAGUUGGUAGCAGCCCUUCUCUGGUUUUGAUCAUUCGAUCCCGGUUUGUUCUGGCUUCUGUGCUGCGCUGUACAAGAAUAUGUUCUCUUGUGUUACGGUUCUGGAGCAGCCUCAAGGGACGAGCAGACUGGCUGCCUGGCAGCCGGCUUUGAAGCGCAGCACAUAGGCAUGUUUCCAGCUCUCAGCACUAAGCCACUGUCUAACAAGUGUGCAUCGCAUCAUGGGACAAAUGUUAUUCCAGAAAUAUCACGGGUUAAUCGGAUGCACCAGCCCUGACAUAGUAUCGCAAUGUAACGCUUUGCUUUGGGGUUCUGGCUCUCUCUUUCCAAUGCUUACUGGUAUAUCGCUGCCACUUUUUCUCCUGGAAGCAGGUAACUGCUUAAGGAAGGGGUUAGCGGCAUUUAUAGACCUGGGGCCAGCUCUAAAACAAUUGCCACCUGUUAACGUUAGAGGUGAAUUUGGCUUGGGGUUUUAGUAAAUGCUGAUAGCGCUAUAGACAGUAAUUGCAGAUGUAUAAAUAAGUGAUCACGUUUUGUUUAUUCGCGUGCAGUAAAUAACCCUGUGAGAAUAGUAAAUAUAACUCCACACCAGCGAAGCAGCGUGAAGAGUUCAAACACGGGAAGAUGACUCUGUAGACACACACAAAUGCAGUGCGGUUCCAUAAACAAUAGAACAGAAAGGCCAAAAAUACCAUACAAAAAUCAUACGCUGCGCAACCUAGAGACCCGACCUUGCAACACACUGAACUCCCAUUGAAGAACUCAAGACAUCAUGCAGGAUCCGUCCCCAGAUUCUGAGCGUUCCCAUCUCUCCUCGUUCACUAUGAAGUUGAAGGGCAAGUUUCAUUCACCAAAAAUAAAGAGGACCCCUUCAAAGAAAGGAAAGCAAGCUGACCUGACAGUGAAAACGCCAGAGAAGUCAGCGAACAAAAAUGUAUCAUGGCUAGAGGAAAAGGAGAAGGAGGUUGUCAGUGCAUUGCGCUACUUUAAGACUAUUGUGGACAAAAUGGCAAUUGAUAAGAAAGUGUUAGAGAUGCUGCCAGGCUCAGCAAGCAAAGUGCUGGAAGCCAUCCUGCCCUUGGUGCAGAUUGAUCCACGCAUCCAACAAAGUUCUGCCAUCUCAUCCUGCUACAGCCGUGUGUACCAGAGUCUGGCCAAUCUAAUUCGCUGGUCUGAUCAAGUGAUGCUGGAAGGUGUGAAUUCAGAAGACAAGGAGAUGGUGACAACAGUUAAGGACGUCAUAAAAGCUGUUCUGGAUGGAGUUAAGGAGCUGGUCAGACUCACGAUUGAAAAGCAGGAGCAUCCCUCUCCCACAAGCCCAGUUAAACCCAGUUUACCAGCAUGUAAAUCUGACAGCCCAUCAGAACUUCCCCUUACAGACCGAGAAAUGGAGAUCCUAAACAAAACAACUAAUAUGACUCAGUCAAAUGAGCUACUGACUGACUCCAUGGAUGAAGAGGUUGCACCUCCUAAACCCCCUCUGCCUUGCAUUCGUGUGGCAGAAAACAGCCCUCCUCCAGCCUUGCCCCCUAAAAAACGGCAAUCAGCACCUUCCCCAACCAGAGUGGCAGUUGUGGCCCCCAUGAGUCGAGCCACCAGUGGGUCCAGCUUACCCGUUGGAAUCAACAGACAGGAUUUUGAUGUUGACUGCUAUGCCCAGAGAAGGUUGUCAGGUGGAAGCCACUCCUAUGGGGGGGAAUCUCCUCGCCUCUCACCGUGCAGUAGCAUCGGCAAACUCAGCAAGUCUGACGAGCAGCUCUCUUCUCUGGACCGCGACAGCGGUCAGUGCUCUCGCAACACAAGCUGUGAAACAUUAGAUCAAUCCGAUCACUAUGACCCGGACUAUGAAUUCCUGCAGCAGGACCUCUCGAAUGCUGAUCAGAUACCUCCGCAGAUGCCAGGUAUCCUCAGCCCCUUGCCAGAGUCCCUGGGCGAGUCUGGCUCCCCUUUCCAUGGACAUACUUUCCAGCUCCCACAGGGCAGCUCUCCUCCGCUGGAAUUUUGCAGCCUCUCGGGAGCUGCGCAGCCAACAGAGACUCCUCCAGCUUUACCAGAAAAGAAGAGGAGGAGCGCAGCCUCUCAGACUUCAGAUAACUCAGGCUGCAGGAUCUCAUAUGAAAGACACCCUUCACAAUAUGAUAACAUCUCAGAGGAUGACAUGCAGAACGCAGGGUCUGUCGCAUCAGUACCCUUCACACCACUUGCUGCUGUUUUGCCCUUCCAGCAAGGAAACUCUUCAGCACCGGUUGAAUUAAUGGCUGACUUUUCUAACAGUGACCCAGAGAAGCCACCACCUCUGCCGGAGAAGAAAAACAAACACAUGCUGGCCUACAUGCAGUUUGUGGAAGACUACUCAGAGCCGCAGCCAUCCAUGUUCUACCAGACCCCGCAGAACGAGCACAUCUACCAGCAGAAGAACAAGCACCUCAGGGAAGUCUAUGGCAUCAACGACUCCUUCAUCAGCUUAGAACCCUCUCAAGACCUGGCACCUCCACCCGCUCUCCCACCAAAACAGCGGCAGCUGGAAUCUCCCUCCGUCAAAGACGGCCACUCCAAAGACUCCGGUUCAAACAGCAGUGCCAUGGGGAAGGAAGGCAAAGAUGGUGCUGAAAGGCAGCAGCAGUCACCGGAUGCUUUGGAAUCGUCACAGUUGGAGGAAGAAGUAGAUGAGCUCUCCCUUAUUGACCACAGUGAAAUUAUGGCUAGGUUAACGCUGAAGCAAGAGGGAGAUGACGGGCCAGACGUCCGUGGUGGAUCUGGAGAUAUUUUGUUAGUGCAUGCGACAGAGACCGACAGGAAAGAUCUGGUGCUGUACUGUGAAGCCUUUCUGACUACGUACAGGACAUUUAUUACCCCUGAAGAGCUCAUCAAGAAGCUGCAGUACAGAUAUGAGAAGUUUUGCCACUUCCCAGACACGUUCAAGAAGCGAGUCAGUAAGAACACCUUCUUCGUGCUGGUGAGAGUGGUGGAUGAGCUGUGCUUGGUGGAGCUGACAGAGGAAAUUCUCAAGCUGCUGAUGGACCUGGUGUUCCGGCUGGUCUGCAACGGGGAGCUGAGCCUUGCCAGAGUGUUACGCAAAAAUAUCCUCGAUAAAGUAGAUCAGAAGAAAAUGCUGAGAUUUGCCAAUUCCACCAAACCUCUUGCAGCCCGGGGGGUAGCAGCCAGGCCGGGGACCCUGCAUGAUUUCCACAGUCACGAGAUAGCUGAGCAGCUGACCCUGCUAGACGCUGAACUCUUCUAUAAAAUUGAGAUACCAGAAGUUUUGCUUUGGGCAAAAGAGCAAAAUGAAGAGAAGAGCCCCAACCUGACACAGUUCACAGAGCACUUUAAUAACAUGUCCUACUGGGUCCGUUCAAUAAUAAUGCUACAAGAGAAAGCCCAAGACCGAGAGAGGCUGCUCCUUAAAUUUAUAAAGAUUAUGAAGCACUUACGAAAGCUGAAUAAUUUUAAUUCCUAUCUGGCAAUUCUUUCUGCACUGGAUUCUGCACCCAUCCGAAGGCUGGAGUGGCAGAAACAAACCUCAGAGGGCCUGGCUGAGUACUGCACGCUGAUCGACAGCUCCUCGUCCUUCCGAGCCUACCGAGCAGCUCUGGCUGAUGUGGAGCCUCCCUGCAUACCUUACCUAGGCCUGAUUCUGCAGGACCUGACCUUUGUUCAUCUGGGAAACCCAGAUUACAUUGACAGCAAAGUAAACUUCUCCAAGCGCUGGCAGCAGUUUAACAUCCUGGACAGCAUGAGGUGCUUCCAGCAAGUACAUUACGACAUCAAAAGGAACGACGACAUCGUGUCCUUCUUCAAUGACUUCAGCGACCACCUGGCGGAAGAGGCCCUGUGGGAACUGUCCCUCAAAAUCAAACCUCGGAACAUCACGAGGCGGAAAACGGACAGAGAAGAGAAAACCUAGGAGGAGGGGGCUGUGCGAGCGAGGAGAAUUGCUCGGCAGAUGCGCAGAGGGCAGCUGUGAGACUGGAGUUCAGUAUUUGUACCUGUUACUGGGUGACGCACCCUCCCUCCCGGCUGGCAGCGAUCACUGGGCGUGCGAGUGUCGGGCCGCUGAGGGCAGAGAUCAGCCAGUGCUCGCUGCACUCGCCUUCCUUCUCCUCCCGUCCCUCUGUGCCAUCAAGCAGCUUUAACCCCGAGGAGAGAGCUUCGUGGAAGGAGGGUCCCAGGCAAAGUGUGUUACAGGUGGUGUUCGGAGAUACCUGGGCUUUUGGUUUCAUCCGUGGAGGAAUCGGCAAGAGCUCGGCGCCCACGGGCCGGUCGCGGCAGCGCAAGCAGCCGUGGAAGGCGAGGUUUUGAGUCUUGCCCAUGACGCCACCUCGCAACGUGUUUAUCCCUAGGAGACGAGGAUGGAAGAGCCUCCGCUGUCUGCCAGGGGAGCUCUGCUUUCGGAGAGCUUGCUUUUGUUUACAGGGGUCUUCGGUUUACCCCAGAUCUCUCUCGCCUCCUUUCUGGGAGGAAGGCACCGGUUGUAGAUACAGAAGAGGCACUGAAAACGUGGGCAGGGACCCGCCGUCUCCAGUCACCGUACCCCCCCCUCCUCCUCUUAGAUCUCAUUAUUUAAGCAACGGUAAUCCCUCCGAACCCUGAACCAGAGACUUCCCGAGGUACCGCGGUUCACCUGUCUGUGGACCUGUGUCUUUAGUGAUGGUACUAGCUUUUGCACAGUAAAUUCUGUAGUAUACGACUGUAAAUAUUAGUAUUUAGAAUCCAUUGAGGAAUUUUUUUUUGAUGCAUGUCCGAAAACCCAUGGGUUUAUAGGAAAAAGGAAGAAAAAGUGCAAAACAUUAUGUGUAAAACUCCCACCCAGUGACAACGGCGUUCAAGUACAGGAAGGAAGGAGGCUCGGGGCCGGCCGUGGGGCUGGAGGCAGGCAGCGGGCAGAGGAGCUGGGGUCGCCUCUGGGGUGGUGGCAGCCAACAGGGAAGGAGCCGAACCCGCCGGCCCCACCGCCUCGCUCCUCUCCCCUCCCCUCCCCUCCCCUUCCCUCCUCUCCUCUCCUCUCCGCUCCCCUCCGCUCCGCUCCUCUCGUUGUUGCCAAAUUUUUUCUCGGGGGGUUCCCCACCCGGAUAGCCCCGGUGCUGUGCUCCGCGACCCGCGCUCUGGAAGCAGCCCCAGCCAGGCCCUGUCCCCAGCCCUGCCUGGCACAGGAGAGGGGUUAGCACUGCCCGCCCAGCGUGACCCGUCUGUCUGUCUGUCUGUCUGUCUGGUGUGCCUUAUUCAGCCCCUCCCUGUCCCCUCCUGUCCCCUCCGUGUCCCCUCUCCCAGGGUGUCCUUGCCAGUGCAGCCCCAGCUGGGCCCUUUCCCCUCCCUCCUUUCUGUCCUCAUUCAGUUGUUUACAGCGUGGGUCCUGGUUUUGAGCAUAUGCUGUAGAUUUUAUCAGCCUUGCAAGGCCUUUUUCAGACCCAUGUCAUGUGGUCACAGGUUUUUAAGAGUUCGUCUGACAAAAUCCUGCAGUUUUAGAGCAGUGGCUCAUACAGGAUGUUUUGCAGAGCAUCCUUGAUUUGUUUCUCAAUAGCAGGUCAAUGUUUGCUAAGCCUCUGUUUAUUCUGGGUGAAUCAGAGGUGCGAGCACUUCCUUCUACAGAUUGCAAAGCUUUCGCUGCUCCCUGGACGUGCUGGCUCCAGCUGCCAGCCUGCAGCAGGGAGCGACGGCGGCGUUACCCCAUCCACAGGACUGUGUCCAGCUCGAUCGCUUCCCUGAAGCUGCAGGCAGCAGGCUCCCAGCGCAUUGCCUCGCGCCGCCCAAGCUGCUGCAGUGGCCUCCGAGACACCCGUGGUGGGAUCCGAACCAAGACGCCUGCACCGACAUCGGCAGCCCCGUGGGAGCGUUGGCGAGAGCAAGACACGGCGCGUUGAAGCACACGUCCACUUCGUGCGUCCGCAUCGGCUUUGCAGUCUGGUUGGGAGAGCAGAGCAAAAUUCUCAAGCGUUUCCCCCCCGCCCCUGUUCGUGCCCUCGCAGUCCCCAGAGCAGGAGGAGCAGGGCUCUCGCUGUGCCAAACACGACACCUGAGUCAGAACACUUCAAAAGCUUUUUAUUUUAUUUUAUGGCACUACCAGCCUUGGAGCUGCAUGCCAUGUCCGGUCAAGGCUUUGCAAUCCCUGAAGGCGUCGCAGCCUUUGAAGCAGGACGUAGUACUUUGGUUUUGCUUUGUAAGUAAGAUUUUAAAAAACAACACGACGAGAGUGUGAAAAGGCAAAAAUCCGAUCUCUGGCUGGCACAGGGCUCUGCUGGCUCUGAACACGUCACUACCACCGCAGUGUGCUGUAGCUUAGGCUGUUCCUAGGAGUAUCGUGUGUGGUGAUAGCACUACAACACACCCCAUCGGUUCAGUUCCCCGUGUGCCGGGCUGUGUGGGGAGGCGCAGCGUGGCGUGGGCUCGAUGCCCCCGCUGCCGAGGAGGCCCGGGGGCAGCCGUCGGGUGCAGCUGGUUCGCGCCCCCCCCCCCAUCCUGCGGCUGCUCCCCUUUCCCUCGCUGUGCGUGAGCUGCUUUCAGUUCUCGCCCUGCGUGCGGAGCCGAGAGCCCCCCGCUCCCAGCCAGCCCCCGGCAGCAGGAGCUCAGCUCACGGCGUGGGGACGGGAGGCACGAGGCGUGCACGGCCGCAGCUCCUCGGCCAGCGAAAAGCUCUGAGCGUGGCCACGUCUGGUGGGCAGCCGCUGCGAGCCCCUCACCUCCCUCGGGGGGCAGCAGGGGGGGUCUCGGUCUCCUCGCUGGGUAGGGAGGGGGAGAAGCGGUGCCCAGCGCCCUGCACUGCCCCCAGCCUCUCCCACCAUCCCCAGCUGUUAGGCUGUAUUAUAUAGUUACCACUAACCCGGUCCUGAUGGUGGCGUCGUCCCGCAGACAUUUCAAACCUGUAACUUUUAUAUUAAAGACAAAUAAACACCAGUAACAAACCUGCCUAAUGAUCCUGUUUACAGUGCAUGCAGCAGUCUGUGGAUUAAAGUGACAAUCAAAUCCGC
Messenger RNA from Cygnus atratus (black swan), 7680 nucleotides. It is a transcript of the gene RAPGEF1, whose product is annotated as Rap guanine nucleotide exchange factor 1. The record is from RefSeq and is a predicted model, not a curated record. The transcript is spliced from 23 exons. Gene Ontology annotation, molecular function: guanyl-nucleotide exchange factor activity. Gene Ontology annotation, biological process: positive regulation of GTPase activity; Ras protein signal transduction. Bases 1491 to 4622 code for a protein of 1043 amino acids. Gene Ontology annotation, cellular component: plasma membrane. Lineage: Eukaryota; Metazoa; Chordata; Aves; Anseriformes; Anatidae.